UCGCUCGGGUCGCUCCUCUCAAAGUUAAAAACAGACUUUGUUUAUCCAGCAGGCUGUUUGCUGAAAUGCUCUCCGACUAGUUCACCUAUAACCCCCCCUACGUUCCCUCUUUCCACGCGUCUCGUUGUUUUUACUAUUCGCUGAGAAGAGUGAAAAACUCUUGCAUUUCGCUCCUUCAAGCAUUUUUUUUUCUGGUCUUUUUUUGGUAAUUCAAUUUCACCAUUUUUGUUUUUGUUCUCCUCAGCUGAGACCGUGCAGCAGCAGCAGAAGCAGAAGAAGAAGAAAAAAGCAGCAGGACUCUUGUUUUGUUAAAAGACUGCGUGUACAAUAAAACAAUUUGUGCUGCAGACGCUCGAGUUGCAGGUUUUUUGGGGGGGGUUUUGCAGCUGAGCUCGACAGAAGGAGAGCACCGAGAGGAUUUUUUUUUUUAAAUCAAGCAGAGCGUCAUGGCGACCGAAGUGGAGACGUGGUCCACCGCUCAGCAAGCCGACGGAAUGUUCUCUUUGGAUGACAACCUGACAGAGGCUAACCGUCCCUACGGCGAUGAUGAAGACGAGCUGAACGAGGCGGAGGUGAAUGGUAACUGGACGCCCCAGGAGAAAGCACUUCACGAGGCGCGGCUCAAAGCCAAAGCCAAGCGACGCCUGCGCAAGUCCUCAUCGCGCAACUCUACCAGCGAGUCCUUCUCUGAGUCAGGAGACUUGGCAGGAAGUGACCCAAACAGCCCAAAAGGCAAAGUCAACACCAAUGACCGCAAAUCCAGGACAGGCAAAGGCAGAGGCCUGCCAAAAAAAGGUGGAGCUGGUGGUAAAGGAGUUUGGGGGGCUGCAGGGAUGGUUUAUGAAGAUGAGGAACCUGAUGUACAGGAUCCCAACUAUGAUGAAUCUGCUCAGGGGGACACAGUUUAUGCAACAGUUGUGCCUGAGGUAGAUGAGAAGGAACUGGGAAAAAUGGUCAACCCAAUCGUAAAGGAGUACUUCGAACACGGAGACACAAAAGAGGUCCAGAUGUUACUGAAGGGGCUCAACCUGGGCCCCCAUAAGUUCGAAUUCUCCUCCGUGGCCGUGUCCCUGUCCCUCGAAGGCAAGGCUAGCCACAGAGAGCUGACCUCCCGCCUGCUGUCUGAUCUGUCGGUGAAGCUGCUGUCACAAAGUGACAUGGCCCGCGCCUUCGACAAGAUGCUCAAAGAGCUGCCAGACCUCAUACUGGACACACCUGAGGCUCCACAGAUGUUAGGCCAGUUUAUAGCCAGAGCCAUAGCGGACCACGUCCUCCCCAUGUCUUUCCUGGACUGUUACAAGGGCAAAGUAGACUGUGAGCAUGCCAGAGUGGCUUUAGACCGCGCUGCAGUGCUGCUGUCCAUGAAGAGAGCGAUGGUUCGCCUAGAUAAUGUGUGGGGUGUGGGCGGAGGACUAAGACCUGUCAAACAUCUCGUUAAAGAGAUGAACCUUCUGCUUAAAGAGUACCUGACAUCAGGAGAUGUGUCUGAGGCAGGACGCUGUCUGCGGGAGCUGGAGGUGCCCCACUUCCACCAUGAGCUGGUCUAUGAGGCUGUGGUGAUGGUGCUGGAGUCGAAAGGGGACACUGCCAGCCAUAUGAUGGUAAAACUGCUGCAGGCCUUUUGGAAAAUGGGACUUAUCACUGUGGAUCAGAUGAACAGGGGUUUCCAGCGUGUGUACGAUGACCUCCCUGAAAUCAACCUGGAUGUGCCGCAUGCUCACUCUAUCAUGGAGACAUUUGUGGAUCUCUGCUACCAGGAGUCUGUCAUCACCAAACAGCUGAGAGAUGCCUGUCCCUCCAGAGGGCGGAAGCGUUUUGUAAGCGAAGGAGACGGAGGAGUGAUCAAAAACUAAUCCGCAAUAGGAAGAGGAUAAGCAGGAGGAGGAAGGGUGCAUACAGGUUCUCACACCCUGUUUCUGCUCCAGCGUGUUUCCCUGAAAUCGGACAUGCUGGCAGUCAAAGUUUCCUUGUUCCUCUCCUGAUAACAUUGUCAUGACACAAACCAGCGUUGAUGUUCGGUGAAAGUAGACUGAAGAGUGACCCGGACGUCCAGUUCCCUUCAUCUUGUUAAUCACUGUUUUUGACUUUUUUUUUUUUUGUAAGAAUAUUCUUUAUCUCUGGGGUUGAUCCACCCCUGUUGCCUCAGUCUUUGUACCUGUUUCUUAAGAAUAAUUCAAGACAAAGCUGCAGAAGAAAAGGCAGGUGGACAGAUUGGGGUUUGUGGGAGAUAAACUGGGGUGUGUAGUCUCUUGCUUUGCUUCACCUGUUGCCAUGUUGCUAUUUUUUUUUUUUUUUUUAUGUAUUGAGCUCUAAAUGGAAAAAGCACUUAAAAGACAGAGCAUAUUGUACAGUCAGUGAGCACUUAGCAAUUUAGCUCAAUGGCAAGGAUCCAAACCUUUUUAUUUUCUGCCACAAAUGAUUUGAAAUUAUUUCAAGGAUGAUGUGCUUUGUAGUUUCUGGUUUAAGUGGUUCUAUUGAUCCUUUACGAACAAUGUUCCUUUCUUUUUUUUUUUCCUUUGCAUCUCGGUCUCUGAAGCAAGAUGUUCACUUUCUUAAGCAAAGCAGUCAAAGCAAGAGGUGUUUGGGCACUUGUUUGGGUGUUAAGUUGACACUUGCAUUAGGGAAAGUAUGUUUUGGAAGUUUGUUCUUAAAAAUGAGAAUAAAUUGGGGUUAAUAUGUGUAAAAAAAAAAAUAUAUAUUAAAAAAAUUAAACAAUCUUUUUGAGCAUGAUUUUGCAAUUAAUGGAUCUUACAGCCAUGUGGUCAGUAGUGUAUUCUGGACAGGUAACAUUCACAUAUGAAACCAAGCCUGCUUUAAUUAAGCUGUAUGUCUGUGUAAUGGAAAGCCCAGUUUUUCUUGGAAGAUGAUAUGUUAAACAUAUUCAGACUUUUCUGCCAUUGUCUGUAACAGUUUUACAUGUUGACCAAAGUUUAAAUAUGGAGAUAUAUAUAUAUAUAUAUAUCUCAUUCAUUAAAAAAAGGCAACAGAAGGGUGUUUCUGAAUUUUUUUUUUUUUUUUUUCACGCCAGCAGUAUUUGUAAAAGAGGAACCAGGAAUAAGUGACUGUACAAGUGUAGUAGAGAUGUACAUCUAUCACAUGUGUUGAUCAUAGUCAUCGGUUGUGAUCCUUCACUUGUAUCUUCUCUGUCAGUGUGUAUCAUUUAACAUCUCAAUGACUUCACAGUCCGAGCAGGUGUAAAAAUUGUAACUUAAACCUGAAAUUGAGAAGUAGUUUGAGGCCAAAGUGGUUUUUUGUCCCCUAAAAGACUCUGAUGUUUGACCCCAUUUAUGGUACAUAUAAGAUAAUGGCUAUGUGUUGUCAUAGCACAGCUUUACUAUGCCUACAGUGUAAAUAACUGGUUGAGGGAAAUUAUGUGAAAUGCUUAUAGGUGUAAGUCACAGGAUUCAUUCAUGCAUGCAUGCAGCUGUCCAGUCAAAUACGGGCUACAAUGUUUAUGUUUUGUAUUCCUACAGUCAUCUUUGUACUAUUGAUAUAUUUUGGAAUCAGCAAACUGUUUGCAACAUACUGCCAUACUCAAGAGGCUCAUUUUAUAUAUUUCAAUAAACAUGACAUAUUUCCCUC
This is a messenger RNA of Thunnus maccoyii (southern bluefin tuna), 3582 nucleotides long. It is a transcript of the gene pdcd4a, whose product is annotated as programmed cell death 4a. NCBI's taxonomy places the organism in Eukaryota, Metazoa, Chordata, Actinopteri, Scombriformes, Scombridae. The record is from RefSeq and is a predicted model, not a curated record. Gene Ontology annotation, cellular component: nucleus; cytosol. Gene Ontology annotation, biological process: negative regulation of DNA-templated transcription. Bases 447 to 1853 code for a protein of 468 amino acids. The transcript has 11 exons.